GACGUAUUGCGUCAUAAGUAAAGCGACGGGACUUUAGACUCGUCCAGUUCUGGGAGUGUUGCUCCCUCGAUCCCUUGACCCUCCUAAGACCUAAAAGAGGGGAUGGCUCUACGCUGCUGGGAUGCAGCUCGCAGCCUGGGUUUCCGGAUAUUUGGAAGAUAUCUGUGCUCCAUUAGAGCAUUAAGUUCUUUGCCAGAUAAGAAAAAGGAAUUUUUGCAUAAUGGACCAGACCUUCAAGAUUUUGUAUCUGGUGAUCUUGCAGACAAGAGUACCUGGGAUGAAUAUAAAGGAAACUUAAAGCGCCAAAAAGGAGAAAGGUUAAGACUACCUCCAUGGUUAAAGACAAAGAUACCCAUGGGUAAAAAUUACAAUAAACUGAAAAAUACGUUGCGGAAUUUAAGUCUCCACACAGUGUGUGAGGAAGCCCGGUGUCCCAACAUUGGAGAGUGUUGGGGAGGUGGGGAAUAUGCCACAGCCACAGCCACAAUCAUGUUGAUGGGGGACACAUGCACAAGAGGUUGCAGAUUUUGUUCCGUUAAGACUGCAAGAAAUCCCCCUCCAUUGGAUGCCAAUGAGCCCGACAAUACGGCCAAAGCAAUUGCAGAGUGGGGUCUGGAUUAUGUUGUCCUGACGUCGGUGGAUCGAGAUGAUGUGGUGGACGGGGGAGCUGAGCACAUCGCCAAGACUGUGUCGUGCUUGAAGGAAAGGAAUCCAAAAAUCCUUGUGGAAUGCCUCACCCCGGACUUCCGAGGAGACCUGAGAGCGGUAGAAAAGGUGGCUCUGUCUGGAUUAGAUGUGUAUGCACACAAUGUAGAGACCGUUCCAGAAUUACAGAGGAAAGUUCGUGAUCCCCGGGCCAAUUUUGACCAGUCUCUUCGUGUAUUGAAACAUGCCAAGGAGGUCCAGCCUGAUGUUGUUUCCAAAACAUCAAUAAUGCUGGGUCUCGGUGAGACAGAUGAGCAAGUCUAUGCCACGAUGAAAGCUCUCCGUGAGGCUGAUGUGGACUGUUUAACUCUCGGGCAGUAUAUGCAGCCAACAAAGCGCCAUCUUAAGGUUGAAGAAUAUGUAACUCCUGAGAAGUUCAAAUACUGGGAAAAAGUAGGAAAUGAACUUGGAUUUCACUAUACUGCAAGUGGCCCUUUGGUGCGAUCUUCAUAUAAAGCAGGUGAAUUUUUCCUGAAAAAUCUAGUGGCUAAAAGAAAAACAAAAGCUUCUAAAGUUUAGCCAAGACCUUCAACAUCACAGGAGAGUUAAGAUUUUGCUUCCAGUUGGUGUGAGGGCGGUGCCAUCCUGUCAGGAUUCCUGUGCAUGCAAACCAACACCGUUCUGAAAUGUCUGAUGUCUGAUCCAGGCAUAAUGGCGUAUACCUGUAAUUCCACCCAGGCCAUCCUGACUUCCUGCUUAAGACCUGAUCUCAAAAAAAAAAAAAAAAAAAAAAAAAAAAAAAAAAAAAAAAGAAAGGAAAAGAAAAAGAGAAAAGAAGGAAGAAAAAAGCCUGAAAGCUACACACAUUUAGUGAUAAUUCAUUUGACUUCUUGCCAACCUUUGUCCUCAUCCUUGUCAGUGAUGGGGUGAUCAUAGAACAUCUUUGAAUGGUUUGCUGUUGCCAUUGUAAUUUAAAAGUCUACUAACAUUUAGAAGAUCUUAUAAAUUUCAGAAACCCAUAUGAAA
This is a messenger RNA of Mastomys coucha (southern multimammate mouse), 1671 nucleotides long. RefSeq names its product lipoic acid synthetase (gene Lias). Gene Ontology annotation, molecular function: lipoate synthase activity; 4 iron, 4 sulfur cluster binding. The transcript has 11 exons. Lineage: Eukaryota; Metazoa; Chordata; Mammalia; Rodentia; Muridae. Bases 103 to 1224 code for a protein of 373 amino acids. Gene Ontology annotation, cellular component: mitochondrion. Gene Ontology annotation, biological process: lipoate biosynthetic process. The record is from RefSeq and is a predicted model, not a curated record.